AUUUGACUGAAAAGUGGUUGUGUCACGCCUUCUCUGUUUAAACCAUGAGGCAGGUUUACAUCGUCACUCGACCCCGUGUCUCGGAUACAAACGCUUGGCCUGCACUGAAGCUGUAUAUUUUUUAGUAGUUGCGCAACUCAACAGUUCAGAGAGCUAUGGGAACCGGAGUAUGAAGUAGUGAUAUUCUGCUCUGUUCUGAAGAUGUAAUGGCAAAAGAAAAACUUCCUCUUUUAAUGCUCUGUGGCGAUUGUAGGCUCAACUGAAGUCGCGUUUAUUUUUUAUUUUUUUCUCUCACAAAAACCUGGGAAUAUUUGAGUGACAAGGUCUCAGAAGGAAGCGCGCAGUCAGUGGCUAGGUGGGACUGACUUUUCAAGCAGGAAUGGCCACUGCACGGCUUGAUUACGUUGCCCCGUGGUGGACAUACUGGCUGCACAAUUUCCCUCACUUCAAUUUCUUUUUCCAGUCGAUUGACAACACUUUUAAACCGGAGGAGGCGAGCUAUCAGCAGUCUCUAGUAUGUCUAGCAUGUGUUGGUGCCGUGGGUCUGGGUCUGAGCUUGUUGGUUCUGGCAGUAUGCCUGGUCUGCAUGUGUUGCUGCCGCAGAGACAUAGAUGAAGAAACCAAAAGGCCUGAUGCCUGCUGUCUCACCUGGACUGCUAUCAUCACAGGUCUCAUGAUAUGUUCCGCUGUGGGAGUGGGUUUCUAUGGAAACAGUGAGACCAACGAUGGGGUGUACCAGCUGACCUACUCGCUCUACAAUGCCAAUCACACAUUGGGUGGCAUCAACAAUCUGGUUGCAGGAUCUCUUGGCAAUGUUCAAACUGGACUCAAGCAGCACCUGGAAAGACUGGAUGAAAUCUUUGCCACAAGGAUGGACUACCUCCAAGCUCUGCGCUUCAUGCAGCUGAUGGUCAACAACGUCAUCCGCGAGAUGACGACUCUGCCGGAUAUCAACAAAGCCAACGUAGACUUGGCAACCUUUGCUGACCAGACAGCCCUUGUUGAGUAUUACAGAUGGCUGACCUAUCUGCUGCUGCUGAUCCUGGAUCUGGUCAUCUGCUUGGCCAUGUGCUUGGGGAUUGCCAAGCAGUCUCGAUGGCUGAUCGUAACGAUCAUGGCUUUUGUAGUGCUGUCUAUGAUCCUCAGCUGGGCCUCACUGGGAGCGGGCACUGCAACAGCUGUGGCCACCAGUGACUUUUGUGUGUCUCCAGACAAGUUUAUUGUUAACCAAACCAAGGAUGUUCUCACUGCAGAUGUUGCACACUAUUAUUUAUUCUGCAGCCCAAAUCUACCAAACCCCUUCCAACAGUCUUUGACAGUGUGCCAGCGUUCUUUGACCACCAUGCAAAUACAGAUCCAGGGCUUGCUGCAGUUCUCGGUGCCCGUCUUCCCCACUGCUGAGAGAGACCUUUUGGGGAUCCAGCGACUGCUGAACUCCACCGAGUUCAGUCUACACCAGCUAACAGCCUUGCUCGACUGCCGUGGGCUACAUAAGGACUAUCUGGAUGCCCUAAUGGGUGUGUGCUAUGAUGGGGUGGAAGGGCUCCUCUACCUCUCUUUGUUUUCUCUGCUGGCUGGCUGCGCACUCUCUGCCAUGCUGUGUGCAAUUUUCAGAGUGUGGACACUAAUGGGCAGCAGGGACAAAGAGUAUGACGACAUAGAUGAGGAGGACCCAUUCAACCCCCAAUCGCGCCGGAUAUCCUACAACCCUAGAAGGUCCAACAUCCACAGUUUCUGUAGCUAUACCAGCAGCAUUGGUAGCCAGGGCAGCCUUCAGCCACCUCCGCAAUCUGCCUCUAAUGUCAUGCCACCUCCUGAAUACAUGAAUCAGUCCAUGCUGUUUGGAGGGAGUCCUCGAUAUGAGAACGCACCGCUAAUAGGGAGAGGAUCCCCACCUCCCUCGACUUUUAAACACCUACUCGCCCAGUAUGAGGACCACCUAUCUAUCUAUGACUGACGCCCAGGUUAGACACUUUGGGACUGAGUUCCAGGUGUAGCCUGCUAUCCUACAGAAUCCUUUUCAGAGAAGCACCGUCUGAGAUUAUGGGUUCUUACCAAGGAGGCUGUCUUCAUGGCGUAAUCCUGUUUACUGACGCUGCAGACCGCCGUCCCAAUAUGAGACAUGAAAGCAGGCUAUAUGAGGCAAUUACCUCAGUAACACACUAAUGCAGUGCACUAAAAAGCCCUGCAGGCAGUUUUGAACACAGACAACCUGUCCAGGUUCAUCUCAAGACUGUUGUUGAUGUUGUCCUGAUGUAUGGAAACACUGUUGCUCCAAUAUAAGCAUUUCUAUGAGCCAAAUCAAUUCUUUGAACUGAUUGGAUGAAAAACUGCUUUUCGCUUUUUCUUGUAUUCUGGUGGUCUGCAUGGAUAUCAUCACUACGGUCAGCAUUUUGAUGGCUGAAUAUGACCCAUAGACCUUCCAUUAUGGCUUUUUGAUUUUUUUCAAAAUCCCUACUCUUUGGCAUUCACGUAAUACCUUCAUAUUUUAGGCCUUUGUGUCAUUUUUAAUGGUGAUAAAUGAAGUGAAAAACCAUAUGUUUAACCUUUCUAAAUAAUAGCACACAAUGAAAGCCAUACCAAAUAGUGUGGUUUUGUUGCAAAGGGCCAAAGAUGCUACUAAAUUGAUAUGUGUGAUCAAUUUAAUUUGUUUUCUCUCAAGGUAACUGCCCCUUGGUUUAAGCAUCUCAUUGUUCUGAUUUACCUGCUGACCAGGGAGGAGUCAAAUAGCCAAUAGAUGGGGGUUUUAUUAUUGUUUUGCUACAUUUGCAGACCAUAUAGCAGUUGCAUGUGGGUUAAUUCCCCUGGACUACAUAAGCACAACAUAAUGGGGUUAUAAUAAAUCACUGUGCUGUGACACAGCUGGUAAAAGAUGGACUGAAUAUGCAGGAAAUUAAGCUCAACAUCUACUCAGCUCCAUCUAUCCUCAGUAUCUUGUGAAUGAGAAAUUGUUCUCUUUAGUGUUUGAGAAAUCUGCUGUUUUCUGUGUUGGAUAAUGUAUCAAACCAAACCAAUGUUUGACCAUAAAUGCUGUAUUCAGA
Messenger RNA from Cottoperca gobio, 3041 nucleotides. It is a transcript of the gene ttyh2l, whose product is annotated as tweety homolog 2, like. The coding region runs from base 380 to 1957 and encodes 525 amino acids. NCBI's taxonomy places the organism in Eukaryota, Metazoa, Chordata, Actinopteri, Perciformes, Bovichtidae. The transcript is spliced from 15 exons. The record is from RefSeq and is a predicted model, not a curated record. Gene Ontology annotation, cellular component: plasma membrane. Gene Ontology annotation, molecular function: volume-sensitive chloride channel activity; intracellularly calcium-gated chloride channel activity.